CGUUCGACUUUUCGAGUUAUGUCACACUGAGCUUAUGGUGAAAAUUACACUAUGUCAUUAGAGUGGUGGCAAAAAAGUGUUGUGUAUCAUGUUUAUCUAUCAUCAUUCAAAGACAGUAAUAACGAUGGUAUUGGAGACAUUCAAGGACUGAUAUCAAGCUUAGAUUAUUUCGUGGAACUAAACGUUUCCACUUUGAUGUUAAGUCCAUUUUAUCCGUCUCCUAUGAAAGAUAAUGGUUAUGACAUAGUUGACUUCACUGACAUCGAUCCCAGGUAUGGAAAUAUGGACGAUUUCAAGGAAUUUAUGAUGCAAGCGAAAAAUCGAGGCAUGCAUAUUUUAAUAGAUUUUGUGGCAAAUCAUACAAGUGACCAGCAUCCAUGGUUUUUGAAAAGUAUUGAAAGAGAAGAACCAUAUGGUGACUAUUAUGUUUGGGUUGAUGCAGCUCCUGAAUCCAAUUUGAAUAAUCCUGUUCCACCUAAUAACUGGCUGAGUGUAUUUGACUAUUCUGCUUGGACUUGGAAUGAAAAAAGACAACAAUUUUAUUUGCACCAGUUUUUACCAGAGCAGCCUGAUUUAAAUUUUCGGAACCGGAAAGUGAGAGAGGAAAUGAAGAAAGUUUUAGUGUUUUGGCUUGAAAAAGGUGUUGAUGGCUUUAGAGUAGAUGCUGUGAGUCAUAUUUUUGAAGAUGAGCAGUUACGAGAUGAACCUGUUGCUGAAGAUUCUGGGGCAAAAAAAGAUGAGUACAGAUAUUUAGAUCACAUUUACACUAAAGGUAUGAAAGAAAACCUUGAUAUAUUAAUAGAGUGGAGGCAGUUGUUAGAAGAAUAUGCUUUAGUCACAGGAAAAUCUAAGAUCUUGUUUGUAGAAGCUACAGAAGAAAUUCAGGACAUUAUGUGCUAUUAUGGAUCAAGCAGUUACAAAAUUGCAGAUUUCCCUUUGAAUUUUGAAUUAUAUAAAAUUACAACUGACACGACUGGAAAAGAGCUUAAAGAGAAUAUUGAAUCUUGGCUUGAAAAUAUGCCCAAAGGAAAAUUACCUAAUUGGGUGCUGAGCUCCCAUGAUUACUCUCGAGUAAAUUCUCGUGUUGGGAAAACUUUAGGACUUUCUCUUUACAUGAUUACCAUGAUAUUACCUGGAUUACCAUUUGUAUAUUAUGGUGAUGAGUUAGGAAUGUUGAAUGGAGUUAUAGAUCUUGAAGACAUAAAGGAUAGCUAUGCUUUGAGAACUACCCCAUCAAAUUCUCGGGAUCCUAUGCGUACUCCUAUGCAAUGGAACUCUGAAGUGAAUUCUGGAUUUACAAGCCAUUCUAAACCCUGGUUACCUGUAUGUGAAGAUUAUGAAACUGUAAACGUUGACGAAGAAAGGAAAGACCCGUUAUCAGUCCUGAAUACCUUCAAACACUUGAUAAAGUUAAGGCAAGAACCUUCUGUUCUACUUGGUGUAUUGGAAUACCCAUUAAUAAACGAGCAAAUAUUUUCUUGUCUUCGAUUUCUCGCCAACGUGAAAUGCUAUUUACUCCUUUUGAAUAUCAGCUCCCGUCCUGCUUUGGUAGAUUUAUCUAAAUCACAGUGUACAUUAUUGCCAAGUGUAGCUUGUGUAGAAGUUAUUAAUAAAGAAAGCUUGCAGCAAAGCCAAUCAAGUCAUUCAACAAAGAUCAUUUAUGAUGGUGAAGAACCUUCUCCUAUAGGAUAUGCCAAAAAUGUUGCAAAAGGUGCUACAAAUGUUCUAUCGGCUGAUAAUGUGUAUAUGAAAGGAAAUCAGAUUUGCUUAGAAAAUAUUUUUUUAAGACCAAAAGAAGCACUAAUAUUGUCUUUUAUAGGAAAGUUGUAAAUAGUAUUUAUUUUAUAAAUUUACUAUUUAUAAAUUUAUUUAUAUUUCUUACUUAUUGUUACCUUGUUGUAAAUUUUCUCUUGGCAUAUGUAAAUAUGACCUUGU
Molecule: messenger RNA, 1935 nt
Organism: Uloborus diversus
Lineage: Eukaryota; Metazoa; Arthropoda; Arachnida; Araneae; Uloboridae
Product: maltase A3-like
Exons: 10
Coding region: 52-1830 (592 amino acids)
Biological process (GO): carbohydrate metabolic process
Source: RefSeq, a predicted model, not a curated record